Molecule: messenger RNA, 1872 nt
Organism: Chironomus riparius
Lineage: Eukaryota; Metazoa; Arthropoda; Insecta; Diptera; Chironomidae
Source: the annotation of a GenBank genome assembly
AUGAAAUUAAUUAAAUUUUUAACAUUAUUGACAUCAUUAAGCUUAACAUUUUGUUCAGAUCACGCCACAAACAUUGACUUGAUAGCAAUUACAGUCACGUCACUUGUUGAAAAAUUCUUCAUCGAACAAUCGAUUUAUUUUGAAAUUCUUAUUUAUGGAAAAAGAUCAGAUCACCUCAGUGACGUCAUUUAUCAGUUUUUAUACAGAAUGAAUUUGAGAAGUAUUGGAGUGUAUCUUAGGAAUAUCCAGGAAAUCUUUAUUAAUCUACCGAUUUCUGUUCGACAUCCAUUAGUUGUCUUCAUGCUGGAUUUCGAUACUUUAGAAUCAUUCAGAGAUGCAGCACGUUAUCAUCAUGAUGAGCUGAAAGUAGACAUGAAAAUUCUGAUUUAUGUUGACGAAGACAUCCAAUUGAUUCCAACACAUCGAAAGUUUAAAUUUGACACCGUGGAUCUUGUGGCUUACUUUUACUACAUACGGAAUGAAAAAUAUCACAUAACAUUUUUUACUCAAGAAUAUUUCAAUGAGAAUCGUUGCAAUGAGCCUUAUCCAGUGACUAUAAACAGUAUGAAUAAGCAGACAAUGCGAUGGAAGACACCGUUGAGGAAUUACUACAAAUUUCAUAACUUUCAUGGCUGCGAACUAGUUUUGGUUGAAAAAUUUGGAACAUUUUUUAACUUUGUCAACAGAAAUCAGAAAAUUAUUGACUGCAUCCUUAAAAAUCGGUCAUAUUGUAAGCAUGUCAUGUCCUUAAUAUCUCAAGAAGAGCAGCCACAAGGUCUUUUUGUUGAUUUCUUCAAAAUGACAUCGAAAAUUGCAAAUUUUACACCGAAAUUCAAACUUGAAGUCAGUGAAGACAUGACAAAGCCAUACAUCGAAAAUGAAAAGAAUCCAAUCGUUGAAUUGCUAGUUGGACCAUUUAACAAGUCUUUUGGCUUUCAAACCUCAUUGUUAUUUAAAUCAAGUUUCGUAAUAGCUGCAACGCCGAGUGAUUUUUACACGAAUUAUGAGAAGCUUUGGCUUCCUUUUGAUGACGUCACAUGGGUGCUCUUGCUAAUUACUUUUCUGUCUGCUUUCUUGGUGAUUUUUUUGGCAAAAUUCUUGACCAACUCAAUAAAAAGCUUAAUCAUUGGGCGAGAAGUAAUGACCCCAGGUCUCAAUGUUCUUCAAGUUUUCUUCGGAAUUUCACAAAUGAAGCUGCCAGACUCGUCAGUUCCUCGUUUCAUUCUUAUGCUUUUUAUUGGAUUUUGUCUGAUUUUCCGAACUUGCUAUCAAAGCGAAUUGUUUGAGUUUAUGACGUCGGAUAUGAGGAAGCCACCGCCAAGUACAAUUGAGGAUCUGGUUGAAAGAAACUACAAGAUUUUGACAUGCGAUCAGGGUCAUUUACUUGAGCUGAUGCAGAUUAUUCAUGGAGACGAGGCUUGUUCCUACGACAACUCAAGUGCAAAGCUUGCAUUUUUUAUUGAGGAUAUGCAGUAUGUGACGUAUAAUUCUCUGUGUAAAGGAGCUGCUGUAAGGCUUAGAAAUUUUAAAGAAAGUGCAUCAUCAGCAGCUUUAUAUACAAAACAUAAUAGCUUUAUGUACAGACAUCUUAAUAUAAUUUUAGAGAAAAUAGUACCAACAGGAAUUCCUGAAUAUUUAAAUGAUUAUUAUACCAUGAUGCUGUUCAAGAAAUACGAGCCAAUUGAGGACAAAAAUCCAAAAUUUUUGACAAUCGAUGAUUUAAGUUUUGGAUUUGUUUUGUGGCUGUGUGCGUGUGGAAUUUCAAUUAUUGGAUUUCUGUUGGAAUUGCUGACUAUUAAAUUGAUGAGAUUUGUACAGACAUUUUUUGGAUUGUGGGGAUUAUUGAAAAUAUUCUUUAAUUUUCAUUAUUAA